AUGUGGAAUGCUGAUCAUGUACUCCAAGAUGACUUGGGGCACGAGAGAACAAAGCGAAUGCCCAUAAUUUGUCAUCCACAAACGGCAUGCGCAGGGCCCGGUAUGGUGCUACGUACAAGUGGCUACCACCAAUGUGAACCCGCAUCUAUCGUACAGGCAGUGAAGCCACAAAAAGUGGCGGCUUCAGAACUACUGAUGGAGUACGAAAUAAACCAGAACCAAGAUGAAAUGUGUGAAGACGUGUCAUAA
Messenger RNA from Opisthorchis viverrini, 249 nucleotides. RefSeq lists its product as hypothetical. Lineage: Eukaryota; Metazoa; Platyhelminthes; Trematoda; Opisthorchiida; Opisthorchiidae. Bases 1 to 249 code for a protein of 82 amino acids. The transcript has a single exon. The record is from RefSeq and is a predicted model, not a curated record.